This is a messenger RNA of Solanum lycopersicum (tomato), 549 nucleotides long. RefSeq names its product probable LRR receptor-like serine/threonine-protein kinase At3g47570. Lineage: Eukaryota; Viridiplantae; Streptophyta; Magnoliopsida; Solanales; Solanaceae. Gene Ontology annotation, biological process: protein phosphorylation. The record is from RefSeq and is a predicted model, not a curated record. Gene Ontology annotation, molecular function: protein kinase activity.
AUGUGGUCUGAGACACGGAAGAGUCAUCCGGUUGCUUGCCUUACUUGGAUCAAGUCCCAAAUAAGUGAGAAUCCAUCAAGAGUUUUCGCCUCUUGGAAUGAUUCUGUUUGUUUCUGUCAGUGGGUUGGAGUAAAAUGUGAUCUGAGACACGAAAGAGUCAUCCAGUUGAAUCUCGAAGGGAUAAGGCUGGCAGGGGAAAUUCCAGUUAAUCUAUCACAUUGUGUUAACCUCCAGAACCUUGUCCUGGACCACGACACUCUUGUGGAACAGAUUCCUUACCAAGUUGAAUCUUUAAAGAAAUCAUCAAAACACCUAGAAUAUAACAGACUCAUUGUUGAUGAAGAUCUCACAGCUCAGUUUAGCUAUGCAUCUCCAGAAAUUGGCAUGGGUAGUAAGGUCUCCAUUAAAGGAGAUAUGUAUAGUUUUGGGAUUCUCGUAUUGGAGAUAUUCACUAGAAGAAGACCCACAGACGACACUUUGUUCCAAGCAAGCUCUAGCCUCCACGACUUAGUUGAAACAGCAUUGCCAGAGAAGUUAUGGAGAUUCUAG